AUGGAUGAAUUUCUGAAACUCGUAAUUCUCCAUAGUGGUGAGAUCGUUGAUCCAGAGCUUAGUGUCUAUGAAGGAGGCCUGAUAUCUGAAUUGUCAGUAGAUGUUGAUAGGUGGAGUUAUUUCGAGUUAAUUGGUGUAUUGAAAGACUUAGGUUAUACAGACAAUGUAAAGAAAAUAUAUUACAAAGAACAGAAUCAAUGUCUCUGCUAUAUCGGUAAAUCUACAAAGAAGAAAAGUGCUCCAAUUAACUUUGAAGCUCUCAAGCGAUACAGGUAUAAAGGCGGGCCUUCAGUCUUAAAGGUACCUCCACCUAAAGAAGAUGACACAAAGAAAUAUUGGUCCUGGUCCAGUGGAAAAGAAAAGUGUAUCAACAAGGAAGUUAAAGAAAUGUAUGAAGAGCGGAAGAAAACAAGAUAG
Molecule: messenger RNA, 417 nt
Organism: Vicia faba (fava bean)
Lineage: Eukaryota; Viridiplantae; Streptophyta; Magnoliopsida; Fabales; Fabaceae
Source: the annotation of a GenBank genome assembly